CCAGCCAACAGCUCCGUUCCGAGAGGUGUGCAAGGCAGCGAGGAGAGGCGCGCGACCUACGUUCGCCAUCUCUGUGUAGCUGCAGCUGACGGAAAGCUUGGCCUCAACGCUUGAGAGGCCAGGUGUCUCUUUUGGGAUCAAGUUUCUCGUGCCAACGGGCUGCCUGUAUAAGCCGCGCACAAGGCGAAAACAGGCCGCCGCUUCUCUCCCGCUCUCUGCGACGGAGGGCGCCUUCUCGAACCGCAGUUGUUUCGGUUGACGAGAGACUGGGGGACGGACAGACAGGUUGCGUGAGGGCUAGGAGAAGUCCAUAAAUGGCGGAGAGCGGAACCAUGGCCGGAGCGUCCUCCGAUUUCAACGAAGACUGGGAAGACUGGGACCCGUCCCAGGGCAACUUUUUGCACCACAUGGUGGCGGGCUCGAUCGCGGGUAUCACGGAGCACACCGUCAUGUACCCGGUGGACACCUUCAAGACCUACGUGCAGUGCAUGCGUGAGUGCCCCGAGGCCGUGGCAGGGAGGAGGGUGAUGGAGAUGGUGCGUGGGCAGGGCAUGCUCCGGCUCUGGCGAGGAGUUGGCACAAUGUUCACGGGCUGUGUGCCGGCACACGCUCUCUACUUCAGCGUCCUCGAGAAUUGCAAGGACCGCCUGGGUGUCAACCAACCCGGGCAUCAGCCGGCGGGGGCAGCCGUCGCAGGCGCGGCGGCGACGGUUUUUCACGACGCGGUGAUGACCCCAAUGGACGUCGUCAAGCAGCGCCUGCAGCUGGGCUACCACAAGGGGAUGCUGGACUGCGUGUUGACUAUCCAGCGGACGGAAGGGACGCAGGCUUUUUAUCGAAGUUUCCCGACGACGUUGUUCAUGAACAUCCCGUACGGGUGCGUCAUGGUGGCCGUGAACGAGAGCCUGAAGCGCGUCAUGCGUCCGGCGGGUGACUACGACGCAAAGACCUUCCUCCUUGCCGGGAGCGGCGCCGGUGCCAUCGCGGCGGUGGCCACGAACCCCCUCGACGUCGUCAAGACGCGCUUACAGACGCAAGCGUUCCGGGGUGUAGCGGCGCCGCAAGCAGCGCGCUCGGAAGGCUUCGCAGCGCCCAAGGAAGGGGCAGCGGUAGGGGGGAGGGGAGGGAUUGUUCUACCGCAGUUCUUGCGAGCGAGCGGGGGAGCGGCGGGGGGG
Molecule: messenger RNA, 1175 nt
Organism: Ectocarpus sp. CCAP 1310/34
Lineage: Eukaryota; Phaeophyceae; Ectocarpales; Ectocarpaceae
Source: the annotation of a GenBank genome assembly